Molecule: messenger RNA, 3152 nt
Organism: Nanorana parkeri
Lineage: Eukaryota; Metazoa; Chordata; Amphibia; Anura; Dicroglossidae
Gene: PTBP2
Product: polypyrimidine tract binding protein 2
Exons: 14
Coding region: 157-1752 (531 amino acids)
Biological process (GO): mRNA processing; regulation of RNA splicing
Cellular component (GO): nucleus
Molecular function (GO): mRNA binding
Source: RefSeq, a predicted model, not a curated record
GCGCGCAUCGCUCGGUCAUUUCCGUACGGCGUCGUCGCGCGGCUCGCCCAGAACUCGGCAAUUUCCGUCCCGUCGGGCGGCGCCAUUUUGUUUACGUGAGUGGAGCGGCAGAGGUGUCGUACAGGAGAACAUAAGGAGUGUGUGAGCGGCGCGGCCAUGGACGGCAUUGUUACUGAUGUUGCGGUUGGUGUUAAGAGAGGUUCUGACGAACUGCUGUCGGGAAGUGUUCUUAAUGGUCCAAGCACUAACUUAAACACCAUAGUUGUGACUGCCAAUGGUAAUGAUAACAAAAAGUUCAAAGGUGAUGAUAAAAUGGAGAGCACACCAUCCCGGGUGCUCCAUAUUCGAAAACUUCCUGGAGAGGUAACAGAAACCGAAGUCAUUGCUCUGGGUUUGCCUUUUGGGAAAGUGACAAACAUUCUGAUGCUGAAAGGAAAGAAUCAGGCAUUUUUGGAACUGGCUACUGAAGAAGCAGCUGCUACUAUGGUUAAUUAUUAUACAUCAAUGACACCUCAUCUACGUAACCAACCAAUAUAUAUUCAGUACUCUAACCAUAAAGAACUCAAGACAGACAGUGCUCUCAACCAGCGUGCUCAAGCAGUACUUCAGGCUGUAUCUGCAGUUCAGUCUACAAAUUCCACUGCAGGAACUACUACAGCAAGUGAGACCACAAUGUCCUCAGCACAGAGUCCUGUCCUGAGAAUAAUUAUUGACAACAUGUACUACCCUGUCACCCUUGACGUCCUUCACCAGAUAUUUUCAAAGUUUGGUACUGUGUUGAAGAUAAUCACUUUCACAAAAAACAAUCAAUUUCAAGCCCUUCUACAGUAUGGAGACCCAGCUAAUGCCCAACAAGCAAAACUGGCACUAGAUGGACAAAAUAUCUACAAUGCCUGCUGCACCCUUCGGAUUGACUUUUCAAAACUGGUAAACCUUAACGUAAAAUAUAAUAAUGACAAAAGUCGGGACUACACCCGUCCAGACCUUCCAUCUGGAGAUGGACAACCUGCAUUAGACCCAGCUAUUGCUGCAGCAUUUGCAAAGGAAACCUCUCUUCUAGCUGUUCCUGGUGCAUUAAGUCCUUUGGGGAUACCAAAUGCUGCAGCUGCUGCGGCUGCUGCCGCUGCAAGCCGUGUUGGUAUGCACGGUGUUCCAACGAGUGCAAAUACUGUUCUUCUUGUUAGCAAUCUGAAUGAAGAGAUGGUUUCGCCCCAAAGUCUGUUUACCCUCUUCGGUGUUUAUGGGGAUGUGCAGCGUGUGAAGAUUCUGUACAAUAAGAAAGACAGUGCGCUUAUACAGAUGGCUGAUGGAAACCAGUCCCAGCUAGCCAUGAGCCACCUCAAUGGCCAGAAAAUGUAUGGGAAAAUUAUCAGGGUUACACUGUCCAAACAUCAAACAGUCCAGCUACCUCGGGAAGGGCUUGAUGAUCAAGGGCUAACAAAAGACUUUGCCAACUCCCCUCUACAUCGUUUCAAGAAGCCUGGCUCUAAAAACUUCCAGAAUAUAUUCCCACCUUCAGCAACUCUUCACUUGUCUAACAUUCCGCAAACAAUUACUGAGGAAGACUUGCGCACGUUGUUCACUAACACGGGAGGAACUGUCAAAGCUUUCAAAUUUUUUCAAGACCACAAAAUGGCUCUUCUACAGAUGUCUACAGUGGAAGAAGCUAUACAAGCAUUGAUCGACCUCCACAACUACAACAUUGGCGAUAACCACCAUCUGAGAGUUUCUUUUUCCAAGUCAACAAUUUAAAAAGAAAAAAAAAACACGAAAAGCAGAGCGCCUGGGUUUAUCGCAUUGUUACGUGUGUUGCCACCAACAGACUGUUCAGGAAAGUGGGGACCAGAGUUUGGCUUGUUUUUUCACUCAGUUAUCAUUCCUUGGUUCAUCACAUUAAUUGAUUUAAACUGCAGUUAUGAUUUUGGCUGCAGGUUUUCAAAUGUCACUAUGGAAGACAUUUCUGAUUAUUCUUUUUUUUCAGUUUUUCUUAAUCCAUGGACAUGUGCCUUAAAUAGUAAGGUUUUUUGUUUCCCAACUUUUUACCAUUUAGAAUGCAGGCAAAUGGUCACGGGCACAUGGUUACAUGUGAACUACAGAAUGUUGCACCAGGAGACAUGUAAAGAGGUUAAGCUUUGGUUCCUCCUGCUCAGAACUUCAACACAAACAUCAGUCAUGUUCUUUCUGUACUGUGCCCACUUCAACAUUUCUUUCACUUUAAAAACAAAUCAUGUAAUGGUAGGAAACCUCACUGUUUUAAUUUCUUGUUGGUGUUUGCCUUGUAAAUUAGACAAGGUGUAUUUUUAGUGUCUCUUAGUAACAAAUAGUGUACUUUUUUUUUUUUUGUAAAAGGCAAGGAGAUGAUCCUUAGAAGUCUUGGUCCUGUUUCUGAAAACAAUGUAGAAUCUUAAUCCUUUUUGUAUUCUCUCGUGAAUCGUAUCAUUUAAAUGUUAGAACUAAAGUAAUGUCUUAUUUGUGGCUGAAUAUUUUCUGUGGUUUUUGAAGUUGACAUGACUGAUGUGCAUUUAACUCUGUAUUUGCCAUCUGCUGUUUGUAAUUCUACUCGAAAUAUGGUUGUGGAUUUCUGAGCAUGUGCAGACUGGUCAAGUGAUUUCAGAAACUGGUGCAUGUACUUUAUGGCAGGGAGCGCCUUUUUGACAAAAAAGAAACUAGUGGCCGUUUUUGAAAAAAACUGACAUCCAGGUGGGACCAAAGUUUAUGUGCCUUUAGUCUUAAUUUACCUACAUUGUAAUAUUCUGUUUUAAUAAAGAACUUCAAACUAUUUUGUAUGUUUAAACAGACCUGACUUAUAGGCAUGGCUCAGAAUCUACCAGCUAGAAUCAGGCAAACAGCUCAUCCCUUCAAUGAGCUGUUUAUUUGGUUCUCAUUCCGACAAGUACAUUGUUUUAAUUAAUGUAUUUGGUUGAAAUUCAUAGAUUCUGUUUAUCUGUGUAGGUGAAUAAAAUGGUCAUGUAUAUUUUCUAUUAGUUACGUUUUUACAUCAUUAGAAAUGUAAAAUUCAGUCUAGUUUGAUUGCGGCACAAUUAAAAAUUAAUUUUCUAACAAAGUCAGUAGGUUGAUGGUGGUUUUGAUUUCAUCUUGUGUACUCUGCUUACCUCUGUAGCAUGCUCAAUAAACACUUCUGUAGCUCUGUA